AUGCUAGGGCCUUCUAAAGCGGAGUACGGCACAGCGAUGAAGACAGGGUCUCGAAACGGGGGUUCUCACAGCGGCGCAGGUUUGUCAAUGUUUGACGGGGGGUUGACGGGGGGCAUGUCGUUGCCGAUGCAUCCGGAAACCAUGCGGUUGCCAUUGCAUUCAGAUAGCAUGCGCGUGAGCGUCCACUCAGACCCCAUGCGGGUUUCUAGAGAGCAGACGGGGAUCUCGUUGAGCCCUCCGGGGGCGUUAUCGGGCCUUAACCCGAUUCUCAUGGGCCUCCAGUACCGGGAUUUUGCCCAGCCGGAGUCGCGGUUCGGCACAGAGGUCAACCUUGACCCCGUAGUUUACCAGGCCAGCCCGCCGCUCGACCUGGGGGGGAAGCUGCAUACUCCGAACCUUGGGGGUUUUGAUUCGAACCGGUAUGGGAAUGGAGGAUAG
Molecule: messenger RNA, 438 nt
Organism: Klebsormidium nitens
Lineage: Eukaryota; Viridiplantae; Streptophyta; Klebsormidiophyceae; Klebsormidiales; Klebsormidiaceae
Source: the annotation of a GenBank genome assembly